This is a messenger RNA of Parnassius mnemosyne (clouded apollo), 1362 nucleotides long. Lineage: Eukaryota; Metazoa; Arthropoda; Insecta; Lepidoptera; Papilionidae. The record is from the annotation of a GenBank genome assembly.
AUGCUAGGCCCUAAUCAUUUACCAACAAGUGCAGAUAUAAGGGGUGAAAAAAUUCAAUAUGAGGCAAAAACUUUUCCAGCAGACUUUAAAUUUGGUGCAUCUACAUCAGCUUAUCAAAUAGAAGGUGGUUGGGAUGCUGAUGGUAAAGGAUGGUCGAUGUGGGAUCAUCUUGUACGAACCGAUCCAAACUUUAUUGCUGACAAUACAAAUGGAGACAUCUCCGCAAAUUCAUAUAAGUUAUAUAAACGUGAUGUUGAAAUGCUGAAGGAAUUGGGUGUAAACAUUUAUAGAUUUUCAAUAUCAUGGCCAAGAAUUUUGCCAUACGGUCGUGCUGAUUACAUCAACCCAUAUGGAAUAGCCUAUUAUAAUGCGCUCAUUGAUGAGCUAUUAGCUAAUGGUAUUACACCAUUUGUUACAAUGUAUCACUGGGACUUACCUCAAAAUCUAAGCGAACAAGGUGGAUGGCUAAAUGAAGAUUUAGUGGAAAUUUUCGGGGAUUAUGCGAGAGUAUUAUAUGAGAAUUUUGGCGAUAGAGUGAAACAUUGGUUGACUAUAAAUGAGCCAUAUAUACACUGUUAUCAAGGAUAUGUUACAACUAAUCAUGCUCCGAGAAUAUAUCUUCCAGCAACAGGUUUUUAUGAAUGCGGUCGACAAAUUCUUUUGGCUCAUGCAAGGGCUUAUCACAUAUAUCAAAACGAAUUCAAGUGGCAAGGUGGACAAAUCGGCAUAGUAUUAAGUAUGGAUUGGGGAUAUCCAGUCACUGAUUCUGAGGAUGAUGCUGAGGCUGUUCUUGAUUAUUUUGCGUUCCAUCUCGGGCAGUUUAUGGAUCCUAUAUUUACGGAACAAGGCAAUUACCCGCAACGUUUUAUCGAUCGCAUUGCAAAUAAAAGCGCUACACAAGGUUAUCAAAUUUCUAGAUUACGUCCAUUUAAUGAACAACAAAUAAAUUAUAUAAGAGGUUCAGCAGAUUUCUUGGCAUUGAAUCAUUAUACAAGUGACUUUGUAUACAGAAAUGCUUCCGUCAUUGGAAAGUACGAAGUACCUUCUUUAAACGAUGAUGCUGGAUUUGGCACGUACAAAGAUCCGAGUUGGCCAUCCAGCGCGAGUCUUUGGUUGCGGGAGCAUGCACCAGGAUUUUACAAUCUUCUGGUGUAUAUAAAAGAAACAUAUAAUAAUCCUAUAAUUUAUAUUACUGAAAAUGGUGUUUCUAGUAGUACUGGAUUAAAUGACGACGGAAGAGUCCAAUACUUUAGAAAUUAUUUAAGUGCUUUAUCAGAUGCAAUAUCUGCUGGCGUAAAUGUGCGAGGUUACUGUGCUUGGAGUCUUAUGGAUAAUUUUGAAUGGGCAUUUGGUUAUGUGUGA